Messenger RNA from Rotaria sp. Silwood2, 1845 nucleotides. Lineage: Eukaryota; Metazoa; Rotifera; Eurotatoria; Philodinida; Philodinidae. The record is from the annotation of a GenBank genome assembly.
AUGUCGCUUAAACGAAAGUGCGAUUUCGAUCAAUUUGAUACAUCUCUGUCAACAGCAUCAUUAUGUACCGAAGAUGGAUCAACGACAACAUCAUCUAUAACAACAACAAAAUAUAUUAAAACAGAACCACUUCUUCAUCGAGUAUCAUCAAAUAAUAUUUUCUAUAGCCAUAACUCACCAUCCAAUGAUCAUACUGAUUAUGUCAAUACCAGUAAUAGUUCACCUUUAUCAAAUACUCAAGAAUCACAUGGUGAUCAUUUUGAAUCAAAUAUUCAUAACAAUGAAACAAGCAAAUAUACAUCACCAACAAAUAACAAUAAUAAUAUUACAACUAAUAAUAAUACAAUUAAAACUAAUGAAAAAUAUUCAACUAGUAUAAUAUCUUCAAAUGAAUCUCAUUCAGAAAUAAAAGAAACAUCAUCUGAUUUAACUCAACCACAACGAAAACGUCGUAAAAAUAUUCCAUCAUCAAAAAUAUCUCGACCACCAAUACCAUCAUCGUCAUCAACAACAAUAAUAUCAAAUAAUAAUAUAAAAAUUGAAAAAGAUAUUCCACAAUUACCUACAAAACCAACUCAUACAACAUCAACAACAAAAACAAAUGCAACAAUGAUAUUUAAUUUAAUACGUUCAUUAUUAGAAGAAAAACAAUUUGAUAAUAAUGAUGAAAAUUUAAUAUCAACUAUUGAUUGUCUCAUUAAUAGUUUACAAAAUUUACGUGAAAGAAUAAAUACAAAUGAAACAAAUACUUCGACUACCACUUAUAAUAAUAAUAAUAAUAAUAAUAAUGAGAAAAAUUCUUCAUUAAGAAAUAUUUAUAAUGAUGAUACAAUUCCAUUAAAUUUAUCAAAACCAAAAAUAAGACAUCAAACACGUUUAGCAUCAACAAAUAGUGAUGAUAUGAGUCCAAGUACAACAACAGUCAGUUCACCAUCACCAUCGAAUCCAACUUUAUCAUUAGCAUCAACACUUUUUCCUUCACAAGCACUUUUUUAUGAGAAACCUUUUUUUUCUCCAUUUUCAGUUCCUAAUAUGACUCAAAUACAAAAUUAUUUAAAAUUAUCAGUUGGAUCAGUAAUGAAUGAUUCAUUAAAUAUGAAAAAUGGGGAAAAUGGUUCUUCACGAUGUUCAUUACCAUCUCCAUUUGUUGCUGGUCUAAAUAUGUGUACUUUUCCACCGGCAUCCAAUCAUCUCUCACAUCAUUCAAAUUUACCAACAUCAUCACACGAAACAUUCUCUUUUAUAGCUCGUCACAUAUCAACAAAUCGAAAGGAACGAAAUCAUGUUCAUCAUCAUCAUCAUUCAUCAUCAAAUAGUUUAUCAAUUUUAACAAAUACGAAUGGAAAUAAUGAAACGAAUCUAACAAGUGCAACAUCUUCAUCAUCAACAUUAUCUAAUGAUCAUAUAAAACGACCAAUGAAUGCAUUUAUGGUUUGGGCACGUGAAGAACGACGAAAAAUCUUAAAAGCAUGUCCUGAUAUGCAUAAUUCAAGUAUAAGUAAAAUCUUAGGUGCUCGAUGGAAAGCAAUGAGUAAUGAAGAAAAACAACCAUACUAUGAAGAACAAUCACGUUUAAGCAAAGUUCACAUGGAAAAAUAUCCUGAUUAUCGAUAUAGACCGCGACCGAAACGAACAUGUGUCAUCGACGGUAAGAAAAUGCGUUGGUCGGAGUACAAACAAAUGCUAAAAAAUCGAAAACAUAGUCCAUUUGAUGAUGCAUUAUCACCUGAUGGAAAUCAUUAUCUAAGUAUAAAAGAAGAUGAUGAUGAUGAAGUUGUUGAUGAUGAUGAAUGUAGUACAGAUGGUAGUGACAAUUCUCAAAAGGCGCUUAUUUUUGCUGAUUAA